Messenger RNA from Ostrinia furnacalis (Asian corn borer), 2363 nucleotides. RefSeq names its product RNA-binding protein cabeza. Gene Ontology annotation, molecular function: RNA binding. Gene Ontology annotation, biological process: regulation of DNA-templated transcription. The transcript has 7 exons. The record is from RefSeq and is a predicted model, not a curated record. Lineage: Eukaryota; Metazoa; Arthropoda; Insecta; Lepidoptera; Crambidae. Bases 102 to 1424 code for a protein of 440 amino acids.
UAGCACAGAUGAGACUAGCGGCCAUUUUGACGUCUCUUUUCAAUCGCCACGCUUGAAACGUAGGUAUUGUUUUUCGGUUGAAAUUAUUAUUCUAAAGAAUAAUGGGCGAUCCUUACGGCUCGGGCGAUUAUAGUGGCGGUGGGUAUUCUGCUCAACAGUAUUCUGUGCCACCACCUCAAAUGCCUGCCGGAGAUAGCAGUUAUGGAUCAGGACAAGGAGGAUACGGUCAAAGUAAUUACUCGAACCAAGCUGGAGGCCAGGAGUGGAAUCAAAAUUCAGGGAGCAAUUCUUAUGGAGGCAGCCAACCUGGGAGUAAUUAUGGGCAAAACUUUAACUCCGGCUAUGGGGGGAGUGGGGGUGGCUACGGCCACGGUAAUGACAAUAAUUACAACGUGAGCGGGGGUGACAGGGGAGGAAACAGCUAUGGCAGUGGAGACCGUGGCAACUCCAAUUAUGGCGGCAACCGAGGAGGCAGUAACUAUUCAGGUGGAGACCGAGGGGGCUAUGAAGGAGGUGACAGAUCAAGCUACAACAGAGAUGGGGGGAAUAGAGAUGGUGGUUAUGGUGGCGGCGGCAGGGGGGGUGGUUUUAAUAAAGGUGGCGGUGGAGGAUACGGAGGCGGGGACCGGGGGGGAAGUGAUAUGGUCACCCAGGAAGACACAGUCUUUAUUCAAGGCAUGAAUCCUUCUACGACAGAAGAUGAGUUAUGUCAACACUUCGGGGCUAUUGGCAUAAUUAAAAUUGACAAAAAAACACAGCGCCCGAAAGUAUGGAUGUACAAGGAUAAAUCCACCGGCCAACCCAAAGGCGAAGCGACCGUCACCUACGAAGAUUCAAACGCCGCUUCAUCGGCCAUUCAGUGGUUCGACGGCAAAGACUUCAACGGCGCCACCAUAAAGGUGUCGCUCGCUCAAAGACAAAACACCUGGGCCGGCGGUAAAGGUGGCGGCGGCGGCGGGUUCCGCGGGGGCAGAGGCGGCGGCGGCGGGCGCGGGGGCGGCGGCGGGCGCGGAGGAGGCGGCGGCGGCGGCCCGCCCUCCGGCAAUCGCGAAGGCGACUGGAGAUGCUCCAAUCCUAGCUGCGGAAACACCAAUUUCUCGUGGAGAAAGUCCUGCAAUCGCUGCAACGAGGCGAAACCCGGUGAAUCCGGAGGCGGGGCGCCGUCCGGUGGCGGCGGCGACCGUCGCGGCGGAGGCCCGCCCGGGCGCGGGGGUCGCGGGGGCGGCGGGCGCGGAGGGCCCGGCGGCGGCGGCGGCUCGUGGGGCGGGCGCGGCGGCUCGGACCGCGGAGGCGACCGCGGUGGCGACAGAAGAAGUUACGGCGGGAGCGGCGGAGGCGACCGCGGUAGCGGCGGUGGCGACCGCGGCAGCGGCGGUGCCAUGAGGGGUGAUGGCGGGGGCAGAGACCGCCAGAGACCGUAUUAAUUUUACGUAAUGUAAUGAUUUAUUGAUAAAGCAUUGAAUUUGACAUAAGUUGUAAUUGUAAUUUAGAAACAGAAGUUUAGAUAGAACAUUCAGUCCCACUCAGUAACAUUUAGUGAGAAGCCACACGGUGCCGCAUCACUGUACACAUGUGGUAUGCGGCGCCGCAAUACGGCACCGUCUCGCUCAAUCGAAGUGCGGUGUGCCUGCGGUGCGGCGCCAGAACGCACCGUCUGGCAUAUCAUUGAUUUUUAUCGCCGCAGCGGCAUCGCUCCGGCGCCGCGCCGCGACCGCAUCGCACCGUGUGGCUUCUCCAUUAGACUGGGUUGCACCAUCUUACUUUAUCUUUGACAAACGUCAAAAAUCUGAAACUCCCAUACAAAAAGCACCGGUUAACGUAAUAGUUAGGUGGUGCAACUCUGCCUAAUUAUUACUCAAAUUAGCAUAGAAGAGUUAUCAUAUUUUUCGUAUUGAUUAAACAGAAACGUUUCUGAGUGCAACCGUAUAAAAACCGGUUUUUAAUUAAAUCUUCAUUUUUUUAAAUAACAGAUAAGUAAUGAAUAACCUUUCUCGUUUUUUUAAACGUAAAACAUGCAGAACUGAAUUAUUAACAUAAUAUUUAAUUAGGAACCGGUUAAUAUGUAUUAGUUAUAUCGAUGUAUGGAAAAGUAAAUGAUGUUUAUUGAUAUUUUAUGACUGUUUGUAAGAUUUAUAUAGCAAAUCAUUUCCAUAUUUUCUCAAUACAAUAUGUAAAAGCAUUUACUAGAAUGAUUGUUUGGUAAGUACUAGUAAAAUAAUGUUAAAACGUUUUUGUUGUUAAUCACAUGACUAACGAUAAACAUGAUAAAAAUAAACUAGACAUCUUGUCUGUCUCUAUAUUUAAGUACGAUUUGUUCAAUGGUUUACUUUUGUGAUUUUAGCAAUACUUAUUAUUGUUAAAUA